Molecule: messenger RNA, 1561 nt
Organism: Notolabrus celidotus (New Zealand spotty)
Lineage: Eukaryota; Metazoa; Chordata; Actinopteri; Labriformes; Labridae
Product: actin-related protein 2-B
Exons: 9
Coding region: 107-1291 (394 amino acids)
Biological process (GO): Arp2/3 complex-mediated actin nucleation
Cellular component (GO): Arp2/3 protein complex; actin cortical patch
Molecular function (GO): actin filament binding
Source: RefSeq, a predicted model, not a curated record
GAUCCGCACUGGGAUGUGCUUCUUGCUUCCUUCCGGUGUGUGUGGUUAGCUUGAGGUUAGCUGGUGUGCAGGCAGAGGCGGAUUCUGCUGGAUUCAGGGCUCGAACAUGGACAGUCAGGGGAGAAAAGUGGUGGUUUGUGAUAACGGGACGGGGUUUGUGAAGUGCGGCUAUGCAGGAUCAAACUUCCCUGAACACAUUUUCCCGGCGCUGGUCGGCCGGCCAAUCAUCCGCUCCACAGCUAAAGUUGGAAACAUUGAAAUCAAGGACCUGAUGGUGGGCGAUGAGGCCAGCGAGCUGCGCUCCAUGUUGGAGGUGAACUACCCCAUGGAUAACGGCAUCGUGAGGAACUGGGACGACAUGAAGCACCUGUGGGACUACACCUUCGGCCCAGAGAAACUCAACAUCAGCUCACGGGACUGCAAGAUCCUCCUGACCGAGCCGCCCAUGAACCCCACCAAGAACAGGGAGAAGAUUAUAGAGGUGAUGUUUGAAACGUACCAGUUCACUGGAGUCUACAUCGCCAUCCAGGCCGUCCUCACGCUCUACGCCCAGGGCCUGCUGACGGGCGUUGUGGUGGACUCGGGUGACGGCGUCACUCACAUCUGUCCGGUGUACGAAGGUUUCUCUCUGCCCCACCUGACCCGACGUCUGGACAUCGCAGGAAGGGACAUAACGCGUUACCUCAUCAAGCUGCUGCUGCUGCGAGGCUACGCCUUCAACCACUCAGCCGACUUCGAGACGGUGAGGAUGAUGAAGGAGAAGCUCUGCUACGUCGGGUACAACAUCGAGCAGGAGCAGAAGUUGGCGCUGGAGACGACGGUGCUGGUGGAGUCGUACACGCUCCCAGACGGCCGCAUCAUUAAGGUGGGAGGGGAGCGGUUUGAAGCUCCAGAGGCUCUGUUCCAACCCCACCUCAUCAACGUGGAAGGAGUGGGCGUGGCCGAGCUGCUCUUCAACACCAUCCAGGCCGCAGACAUCGACACCAGGUCGGAGUUCUACAAACACAUCGUGCUGUCCGGAGGCUCCACCAUGUACCCCGGCCUGCCGUCCCGCCUGGAGCGAGAGCUGAAGCAGCUGUACCUGGAGCGAGUGCUGAAGGGAGACGUGGCCAAGCUGUCGAAAUUCAAGAUCAGGAUAGAGGACCCCCCUCGGCGUAAGCACAUGGUGUUCCUGGGCGGCGCCGUGCUGGCCGACAUCAUGAAGGACAAGGACAACUUCUGGAUGACGCGGGAGGAGUACGAGGAGAAGGGGACGCGCGUGCUGGAGAAGCUCGGAGUCACCGUCAGAUAAAACACAAACAAACAAACAAAAACACUUCCUCCUAAAGUCCCUCCAUCUGCCCGUCGGCCGACAUCCACGCAGCGCUUACCCCGAGGCUCGUGGAGGGACGCUCUUUGUUCCUUUUUUAAAAAGCAAGGAGGGAAGGAUGCAAGGAGGAAGGGAAGGAAAGAGGGAUGAAGGAUGUGAAGUUGUGGGGUAAGACGUCUCGUAGAGAGGACGCUGGUUUUUCAAUGUUUUCCCCCAGACAUAAAAUUCUGAGAAACAUGCUCCGAUAUUUGA